This is a messenger RNA of Cimex lectularius (bed bug), 3408 nucleotides long. RefSeq lists its product as uncharacterized. Bases 33 to 3326 code for a protein of 1097 amino acids. NCBI's taxonomy places the organism in Eukaryota, Metazoa, Arthropoda, Insecta, Hemiptera, Cimicidae. The record is from RefSeq and is a predicted model, not a curated record. The transcript has 73 exons.
GAUCACAAUCUGCUGACAUCAAUCAUGGAACAAUGUACCACUUAAAAAAGUCCAAAGCAAACAGAAAACCUAAAGACAAAGUUUUUAAAUCUGCUUCUCAGCCUAACAUUCACGUCCAUUCUGAAAAGAAUCACCAAGAUAAAAGAAAUCAAGUAACCGAGAAGGAAUGUGUCUUUUGCGACGGGUUGUUUUCUAUGUGUUCAGAGCUUUUAAAAAAAAACGUAUUAAAGAUCAUCAACGAUCAUUUUAAAGUUAUUAAAGAAGUUAAAGAUGCGCCGAAACAAAAUACACAAGUAGAAAAAAGUCCUAAAGAGCGGUUGGACACAGCACCUUUACAGACUAAUGAAUUGCAUCAAGAGAUGGUUGGAAAGACAUCAGGACCAGAUAAAGAACCUCACCACGGGCAGAAAGAUGCCAGUCCUUCAAACGCAGAUUACUCUUUAAAAAUGCCGUUACAGAUACAUUGUGAAAAAGACUGCCUCUGCCAUGAGAUUCUUAUUAAAGUAGCAGAAGCAAUUGCAGCACAUUCACAUUUCAAGGAUCAGGAAGGGUCAAGGACAGACAAGGACAAACAUGCAGGCAAAGACACUCUUGGCACGUCUCUCAAAAAACGCAGAAAAGCAUACUAUAAGAAGAAGGAAGAUAAAUAUCUCAUAAGAAAUGUUAAGGAUCAAACAUAUUUGGUCCCAAAAGUAAAGAAGUCAAGAAAUAAAGGGAUUGAUCAGAGUGGCACAAAAAGAAAGAAUAAUAUUGAGGAUACAACUAGCUCUGCAUAUCAUGAGUUGCACAAUUUUAAGAACAAGCCAACAAUAGAAAUUCCAAUUGUUAACGACAGAAGAGAUUCACCAAAAGGAACGAACGGUACGCAUGAAAAGUUCAAUUCGGAAACUGAUUCAUCAACAAAUGAUACUAGCCAAAUGUCCGACAAAGAGAAUGGUUAUUUGCCAAAUGUCUACAGGGAACGUGAUGACAUUCAAACUGAUUUGUCACAAUCAUUAUCUCCUCUGCAGGGAAAUGAACCAAAAGCUACACACUUAGAGAAUAGAUUAGAUUCCUGCCAGUUGGAAGAUCGCUUAAUUUCCAUACUUCAGAAAAUUGCACUAAUAUAUGCCGAGCAUAACCGUAAAAAGAAAAGGCAUACAGUCCAAAAUAAGCCUAGUUCGUCACAUGAAGACAAAGACAACUUUUCUGAUUUAGAUCCUUUAAGGCGCUCUUAUACAGAAGCUGAGAAAGAACCAAAAGUCGCUCUUUUGUAUUCGGAGCUAAACAAUCUGUUAAAUGAGACUCUUCGGGAAAAUAGUGCAAGGUGUGAUAAGGACCAUAAGUGUACACUCAAUCAACGUACACCGACAGGCUAUAAAAAUAGAAGGAAGUGUUCAUCACCGUGGGAGAAAGAAGACAACUUUUCGGAUUUGGAAUCUUUGAGGUUAAUAUUUCGUCAGCACCCGUCAGACGUUAAGGGAGAAUCAAAGAUAUCUGAAAUCGUUGUCAGUAAAGUCAAGAGUCCUCGGUCAGCAAAUAAACAGCACACGGACAAAGAGAAUAGAAAGAAGAAAAGGAACUCGUGUCGAAAGAAACUUUGGCCCUCACCAGCAGAACGAGAAGAAAAAAUGUAUGAUUCAGAUCCUUUGAGGGAUUCCUCAGAAGUCGAGAUGGAACCAAAGAUAGCUGAAUUGUCCUCUCGGGAAAAUGAUAAUACUUUUGACAACUUUCCAAGGAGAGUAAAGGACCCCCGAACCACAAUCAAACCUCAUACACCUACAGAUUAUGAAAAGAAAAGAAAGAGCGGUUCAAUACCACAUGACAGAAUGAAUGCUUAUAAGAACAAAAAAUUUCAGAAAUCUUCUGAAGAUGGGCAUAAUAAUCAAUCUGAUAAAGAUUCAUCUGAGGAAAUUAUCCACUUCAUACCAAGCACUCCAGAAAAGGAAAGAAAAACACACCAAAAGAAAAUGACAUUGAAAAAACAUUGUCCUAAAAUGAAGGUUGUACACCCAAAGAAGAAAAUGGAUAUGAAUGAUGAUACCGUUGACAGUGAGAGCAAUUCAACUGGAGAAGAAUAUAUACUUCUAAAAAGAAAAAAGAAACAGAGACCUCAGGAAGAUUCAAGCAGUGAGGAUUUAUAUGAAGUCCUAAGGAGGCCAACACACAAGAAGAAUAAGAAUGCAAAUUUGAGGAACAGAAGAGAAAACAAAAGAAAAAGUAUUGCUGGUCAUGAGAUACCGGAUAUCGAGAAAAUUAGUUCGUCUGAAAGCCUAGAGGAAACUAGCGACCAUCGGCCAGAGAACGAAAGACCAAGAAAACAAAAUCAUUCACCAGAUAUCAAAGCCCAGCAGAACAUGAAUUUAAUGUUAAUCAAUGAACAAAUAAAAGAGCUGGAACAUUUAAGGGGAAUGUUUUUGAAGUGUCUAAACGGGAAAGAAAGUCCUAAGAUUCCAGACAAGAAAUCAGACCCGAUCGUUGAGAGAAUUAAGUCAGGGGAAAAACAGGUUAGAAAUGUUGAAAAUGAAAGGAAGAGCCCAGAGAAGCACAGCGAGCCUGAUUCAGAGGACGAAGGAUUAAAAAAACAAAACCAAUCACUGAAUAACAAAAAUAAACAGGAGAUGUUUUUAAAGAAAAUCGAAGAUCAGAAAAAAGAACUGCAAAAACUAAGGGAACAGUGUUUAAGUAUGGAUCGUCAAAUACCACAAGAAGAUCUUAAGAUUUCAGACAAGAAAUCACCAGAGAAAGACAAGGAAGGACCAAAAAGAGCUAUCAAGAAAUCUAAGGUCACGAUAAUACCAGUAAGAGAACGUUUGAUUGCUCAAUUAUUAAAUUCUGAAGUCAUUGAAUUAUUUAUUGCGGCUCAGUGCCCAGGACUGGCAAAAACACCGGAGUCAAAAGAUGCCGACAAGCAGCGCCAGCAAACUGAUACAAACACCGAGAACACUGUAUCUCCUUCAAAAGAAAGUAUGAAGACAAUCCAUAAGACAAAUGAUCAAGUAGAAAUGUUCAACUCAGUCGAAUUCAAAGAUGCAAUGGAAAACACAAAAGAUACAGUUGAACCCAUUAAAAAUAUAGAAAGUACUGAUUGUUUUGAUUUAGCUUGUAAGACCAGACAAGAACGAAGUAACAGAAGUUCCAUCGGAUCAAGCAUGAACAUAAGGCCAAGCAAAUCUGAAGUCAAAGACAGCGUAAAACACCAUCCAUCAAGCUCGUCUGAACAGAAGAGGUUAAAGACAGGCAAACUAGCCUCAAAAAACACCCUAGCUGAUACAAAUGCUUCAUCAAAAGACGAAUCAGAGCGUCCGAAGAGAUCGGAUCACAGGACAUACCCUGAGGAGUGGUAAAUCUUGGAAACUAUGUAUUUUAAAAUGUGAAAACACCAAACAAGAAUUUUUUUAGAUGUCAAAUAUAAAACACCUACAUACA